Messenger RNA from Neltuma alba, 1642 nucleotides. Its product is annotated as UPF0481 protein At3g47200-like. Bases 107 to 1441 code for a protein of 444 amino acids. The transcript has 2 exons. Lineage: Eukaryota; Viridiplantae; Streptophyta; Magnoliopsida; Fabales; Fabaceae. The record is from RefSeq and is a predicted model, not a curated record.
GAAGCUUUCUGUCAAAUGUUCUCUGUGAUCAGCAUAUGAUUUUCAAACUACAAUUCCAAUCCAUACAACCAAAGACAGAAUUUGAAUAUAUACACACACACAGAUAAUGGGGCAAGCAGUUGACUUAACCGAAGGAUUCGAUCACAUCACAGUCGAUGUAAAAAUGCUAUCAGAUUCACUUCUAAAGAGCCUGGGAGACAAAUUGCAGAAGCUUCCUCCCUUGUCCAGUAAAUGUAGCAUUUGUAAAGUUCCUAUUCAUCUACGAGAACGAAAUGAGAAAGCCUUCACUCCUCGGGAAAUUUCAAUUGGUCCACUUCAUCACAAUAAUCUCAACCUCAAACACAUGGAAGAACACAAACUGAGGUUACUAAAGGACUUUCUGUCACGAGCAAAGGUAAGUCUACAUGACUGUGUCCAACUUUUGAAGAAGAAAGAAUUGUACCUGCGAAACUGUUAUGCAGACCCCAUUGAAUUUGACAGUGACAAGUUUAUUGAGAUCAUUCUGGUGGAUUCUGCUUUCAUUCUUGAACUAUUCUUCAGAAAUGUCUCAGAUAAUAACCAGAUGCAGAAUCAGUAUGAUCAUUUCUUUGGCGGCCCAUGGAAGCUACGGUUCAUUAAAACUGACAUGCUUCUACUUGAAAAUCAAGUUCCUUUCUCCAUCAUCGAGGACCUUCUUUUAUUAACAAAAUCAGACAUUCUUCCCAUAAAGAACGAUGUUCGGCGUUCAGCAAUCAUGCUAACCUACGAGUUCUUCAAAAGGAAGUUGAAUCUGCUAGAUAUGGAUAACUUCAACAUUGAGGAAAAAGUGGGUGAACUGGAAAUACAACAUUUUGUUGAUUUUGCCAGAAUUUGUUUUGUGCCUCCAGUUCUUCCAAGCAAAAACAAACUAAAGUGCGUGACUAUGCCAAGGGCAACAAAGUUACGCGAAGCUGGAGUGAAGUUCAAGGUGAAGAAGAGUGGGAGUCCUUUUGACAUCAGAUUCAAAGAUGGGGUGUUGGAAAUCUCACGGUUGAGAAUAAAAGAUGCGACGGAGAUUCUUCUGAGGAAUCUCAUUGCAUACGAACGUUGUCACUUGCACGAUAAUUAUAUGAAUGACUAUCUCUUUAUCUUGGAUCGUCUGAUAGAGACACCAGGUGACGUGGAGUUACUGAUGCAUCGUGGGAUUAUAGAGUCAAAAUUAUCGGGAACUCAAGAAGUGGCUUCUCUGAUGAACGAGCUUUCGCCAGGAAUGACCAUGGCGAGAAGAAGGUUCUACUUCUCAGAUCUGUGUGAGAAGGUGAGUGAUUAUUAUAGAGUGCCUUGGCAUAGAUGGAGGCUAACUCUGAAAGAGGACUAUUUUAGUAAUCCCUGGGCCAUCAUCUCUGUGAUUGCAGCAAUGUCACUUCUUCUACUCACCUUCGUGCAGACUUAUUAUAGUGUCAUGUCCUACUAUCUUAGGUAGUAUAUAUAUGUGUGUAAUUAAAUAGGUUUCUCUGCGUAGCAGAUUAUCAUCUAUCACAAAUAUGUUUAUGUCUGUGUGUGUUCCUGUCUCUCUAUGUAUAUAUAUAAGAGAGAGACCUGGUAUUUUAAUCUUCAUCGACAGAUCUAUGGUCGGAUUACUGUGGUUAUCCUACUAUAGUUGGUUGUUAUAGAAAAGUAUGUG